This is a messenger RNA of Prunus persica (peach), 1934 nucleotides long. RefSeq names its product GDSL esterase/lipase At5g14450. The coding region runs from base 670 to 1860 and encodes 396 amino acids. Gene Ontology annotation, molecular function: hydrolase activity, acting on ester bonds. The transcript is spliced from 5 exons. Lineage: Eukaryota; Viridiplantae; Streptophyta; Magnoliopsida; Rosales; Rosaceae. The record is from RefSeq and is a predicted model, not a curated record.
AAGCUGUUGCUAGAAUAAUGCUGUGUGUCUCACGUUCCACUUAAAUUAUGCUUCUCCUUAUAUUGUGCUAAGGUUUUCCUUACCCACAAGUCUAACAAGCCAAAAAAAAAAAACAAUAAUGAAUCUUUGUUUAUAAAGAAAAUGAUGGACUGGUCUCAUGCACUGCAGAAAAGUUCCCGAAAAAUUUGAUGACUUGUUUGCUCACUAAUUACACCCACCAGAGAGAGGGAGGGAAUAUAAUCUCUUGGGCAGCACAGCAUGCAUAACAUAAUAAUUAAGGACAACAUUUGAUCUGAAAGAAGAAAAAAAAAAAGCCAGUUUACGGCACCAUUAAAGGGAAAUUCUUGUCUGCAGGAAGUAAUUUAAGAAAAUAGUAAGAUGCUCAUAUAAAAUUAUGAACCACAGCACAGAGCCAAUGAACAAAGUAAGAGCAGUCUGGCACACUGACAAAAUAGCUAAAAACAAAUCAAAGAUAUACCAGUUUUUUCUCAUUGCUUGCAGAGUAAUGAAUCUCAAUAAGCCUCUGUCUUUCUUAUCAUCUCUCUGUACAAACUAAGCCUCUCUCUCUCUCUCUCUCUCUCUCUCUCUCUCUCUUUCUCUCUCUCUCUCUCUCUCUCCAAGUGUCUAUAAAUAAGGGGGCACCUCCAAUCCAAGUGCGGCCUCCUACAUAUGAGUUGCAUGUUUGGUGUGGUGAAAAUGGAGAGGGUAAGAUUAUUUGUUGUUGUUGCCAGUAUUUUGGUUAUGUGUGUAGUGAGGAGCGUGGGAGGUGAAGAGGUGGCAGACACAUUAUCAGCCUGUGAUUUUCCAGCAAUUUACAACUUUGGAGACUCAAAUUCAGACACUGGUGGUAUAUCUGCUGCAUUCUACCCAAUGGCAUCACCCUGUGGUGAAACUUUCUUCCACAGACCAGCUGGCAGGGGUUGUGAUGGCCGUCUGAUGAUUGAUUUUAUUGCAAAGCACUUGGGAUUGCCAUACUUGAGCCCAUAUUUGGACUCACUUGAGAGCAAUUUCAGACAUGGUGCCAAUUUUGCUACCGGAGGGGCAACCAUCAUCCGGUAUAAUGAAUCCUGGUUUCAGAAUGGUGUGAGCCCCUUUUCUCUUGACAUCCAGAUUGCUCAGUAUCAACAGCUCAAGUCACGUACCACCAGUCUUUACAACCGAGCCAAGAAACAACCCCACAGAUUCCCAAGAGUUGAUGACUUCUCAAAGGCUCUUUACAUUUUUGAUAUAGGACAAAAUGAUGUAGCCGCUGGUAUUCGGAAAAUGAGUGAUGAACAAUUUCAAGCACAAAUCCCAGACAUCAUUAACCAGUUGGCUACAGCCAUCCGAAAUUUGUAUGAUCAAGGCGCAAGAACAUUCUGGAUACACAACACUGGUCCCAUUGGGUGCUUGGCAGUGACCUUACACUACCUCCAUAAUCCGAGCCCUGACUAUGUUGACCGCCGUGGCUGCGUCAAGUUUCAAAACGACAUGGCUAGACAGUUCAAUAGGGCGCUCAAGCAGAAAGUGUUUCAACUAAGGAAGGAGCUCCUCCUUGCUGCAAUAACACAUGUCAAUGUCUUUGCUGCAAAGUAUAAACUUCUCAGCAAUGCAAAGAAGCAUGGAUUUCUGGACAAGACAAGGAUCUGCUGUGGAUAUCAUGAAGAUAGCAACCAUGUGUAUUGUGGGAAUAAGGGAAUCAUAAAUGGCACUCAAGUAUAUGCUGGUUCAUGUGAAGAUCCUUCCUUGUAUAUUAGCUGGGAUGGUGUACACUACACUGAAGCUGCAAAUCAUUGGAUUGCUAAUCAAUUAAUCAGUGGUUCAUUCUCAGACCCACCACUUCCAAUCACAAAUUCAUGCCAUAGGCUUCAACCUCUGUAGUUACUUCCACAUAUGUAACUCUUUCUUAGCCUACAAGUUAACAAGAAAUUAAUGCAGUUGACAAUUCAAAUCAG